AUGCCAAAACGAAAAACACUGUCACGAAGCUCCGACUCGGAUGAGGAGAUUAUAGAAAAAACAGCAGUCAAACGAACCAGAAAAGCCCGGAUUGUACCAAAGGCAAAAGUAGAUGAUGGACUGAAACAGCCAGCUAGUGACAUACCUUCUGAUAGUGCAGCUACAAGCAUGAAAUCUAAAUUAGAGAGGAUGCUUGAAGUAAAGGAAAACAAAAGUGAUACCACUAAAAAGGCUAAGACCAAGAAAUCUGGAUAUUCUUCACUUUAUCUGAAAUCCCUGAAAGAAUGUAAACGACCCGGCGAUCCUGCUCCUAAGAAGACAACGGCUAAAAAACCACCGAAAGUUGCUGUAGACUUGCUCACACAAAAAGUUACCGAAUUCACAGAGUUAGCCGACCAAAGUCCUGACGUUAUUAAGUUCAUAUCAGAAAACAGUCUGACAAUUGGGGCUCACAUUUCAGUGGCUAAGGGAGUUUAUAAUGGGCUUAUCAACGCAUUUAAGAUAAAAGCUACUUCAAUGGCUUUCUUUAUCACGCAGCCUCGCAGGUGGACCACUGAAAAAGCUCUGUCAGAUGAAGAAGUUUCAAUAUUUAACGAAGGUGUAAAGAUUUUGGGAUACAAGCGGGAGAACAUAGUACCACAUGGUAACUAUCUCGUUAAUUUGGGGUCUCCAGAUCAGACUAUAUACGAUAAAAGUUACGCUUGCUUUGAAACUGAGCUUAAGAUUUGUGAGCAGUUACAGCUGUGUUGGUUGAACAUACAUCCUGGAAGUGCUGUGAAGGGUAUGGAUAAAGAGAAAUGUUUACAACAGAUAGCAGAGAGUAUAAACAAGGCACACUCUGCUACCUCCAAUGUAACUGUCCUUCUUGAAAAUAUGUGCAAACAGGGAACAACUGUUGGAGGCGAUCUGUCUGAUCUAGGGAGUAUAAUCAGUCACGUGACUGACAAGACGAGAGUGGGAGUUUGUUUCGACACUUGUCAUGCUAUGGCUGCUGGAUAUCCUCUUUAUUACUCUGUUAACGCUCCACUUCACUGUCUUUUCUUUGAUUGUGACUCUUCAAGUGACAGCUUCUACAAGCUAGGUUACUGGCGGUACAUUUCUCUGUGA
Messenger RNA from Bolinopsis microptera, 1107 nucleotides. RefSeq names its product probable endonuclease 4. Lineage: Eukaryota; Metazoa; Ctenophora; Tentaculata; Lobata; Bolinopsidae. The record is from RefSeq and is a predicted model, not a curated record. Gene Ontology annotation, biological process: base-excision repair. Bases 1 to 1107 code for a protein of 368 amino acids. The transcript has 5 exons. Gene Ontology annotation, cellular component: mitochondrion; nucleus. Gene Ontology annotation, molecular function: DNA binding; phosphoric diester hydrolase activity; zinc ion binding.